AUGCGUUUCUACGGUUCUCUUGCCCGCUCCGGCAAAGUCAAAUAUCAAACACCACGUGUCGAACGAACAGCUUCCCGUCGAUACAAGGGAGGUCGUUCCAAGUUUCGAAAACAUGCUGCCUCCAAUAUGGAAUAUAAAAGUGGAGCUCAUCGAUCAGAGCAAGUGACCAAUAACAGCAGCAACAACAACACACCCAACACAUCUUCUCGUAUUCCCGAUCAAUUAGACGCAAGAAUGAAUGAAACUCAAGCUCCCUAUUUUCUCAUGAAUAGUUAUCACAAGUACAACUCUCCGAAAGGAUUUGAACGAACAGAAUUCAUUGCUGAAAAACUUGAAAUCAAACGCGAUAAGAUGUAUUAUCUCUAUCAUGCAGAUCUUCGUGGCGAUGCAAGAAAUCAUAAAAAGUGGCAUCGAAAUCAUCCACAAGAUGGUUUUUAUCAAUUCAGAGAAACUUUUGAUUUUGCGAAUGAGCAAGAUUUGGACGAUUUGGAAAUCUUUCAAUAUUUUGAAAAUCUCACACUUCACCAAGUUUUGGAGAAAGAGGUACUAACUCAUUGUGCUGAUUAUUUGUUGAGUGACAAUGAAUCCAAUUGGGAGGCUAAAUCCCCUUUCCAUCUGUUUUGUUGA
Messenger RNA from Naegleria lovaniensis, 627 nucleotides. RefSeq lists its product as uncharacterized. Gene Ontology annotation, biological process: translation. Gene Ontology annotation, cellular component: ribosome. Gene Ontology annotation, molecular function: structural constituent of ribosome. The coding region runs from base 1 to 627 and encodes 208 amino acids. The transcript is spliced from 3 exons. Lineage: Eukaryota; Heterolobosea; Eutetramitea; Acrasida; Naegleriidae. The record is from RefSeq and is a predicted model, not a curated record.